UAAAUUAUUUUCUGAGCUCAGAAAAACUUGAAAGUAAAAGGAUGGCCCCUAAAGAAAAUUCUGCUUAAGGCCUCACAAAACCUUUGGACGUCCCUGCUAUGGUGGCAGAAAAAAGCUUUUUCGUUUAUUUCUGUUUUCUUAGGCUUGAGCAUAUUGAUGAACAUGACUGGUUCCGCGAGAAUCUGAGGGAGUGAGCCCUCUGUAUCUGUACCACAUCUUUGUUGCCAAGCGCCUCAUCCGAACCAUGGCCCGACUAUUUUAAGAACAGAACCCACAGUCUGCGUGCCGGACGGGUUAACAGAUCAGCUAAAACAUUCCCGUUAUUACCAAACUAAACGCUCUAAAACUGACAGGAUUUAGAGACGUUUAGUUACAGCUGCGAACAUGUUGUUCCGAUUCGGUGUCAUUCUGACUCCGGAGUCCUCGGACGUGGAGGUUUUAGUUCUGGGUUCCCGUGAGGAAAUGGGCCACUGGGACCCGAGCAGGGCAGUUCGGAUGAUGGCUUCCCACAAGCUGCCUUCACCAGAGGAACCGUGUCUGUGGACCUGCGACGUGGAGCUGGCCGAGCCGUUCAAAGACACUCUGUGGUUCAAGUUUAUCAAAAGGGCCAGAGGCACCUUUAUCUGGGAAGGUAGCGGUCCAAGUCAUGACAGGUGUUGCUCAUAUGAUGAAAGGAACGUAGUGGACGGAGUGUACUGCCACCCAAUUGGUCACUGGAUAGAGGAAUCUGGACACACUGAUGAAAUGAGACACACCACCAAUUUCUACUUUAAGGUUGCGGGUCAGAAGGCCAUACAUUUCUCCCGUGUGCUGCCACGAGUCUGGCUGGGAAGUUGCCCUCGAUCGAUGGAACACGUAACCAUAAAGAUGAAGCACGAACUGGGCAUCACCGCUGUGAUGAACUUCCAGACGGAGUGGGAUGUAGUGAAAAACUCCAGUGGAUGCAGACGUAACCCCGGGGAAGCCAUGACCCCUGAGACUUUGAUGCAUUUGUACAAAGGCUGUGGCAUUGUGUAUGUGUGGCUACCAACACCUGACAUGAGCACAGAGGGUCGGAUCAGGAUGCUUCCCCAGGCUGUAUUCCUGCUCCACGGCCUCCUGGAAAACGGCCACUCCGUGUAUGUUCACUGCAACGCCGGCGUCGGCAGGUCCACGGCAGCCGUAUGUGGCCUUCUCAUGUUCAUCUUCGGCUGGAGCCUCAGGAAGGUGCAGUACUUUGUCACAGCAAGGAGGCCUGCAGUCUACAUAGACGAAGAAGCUUUAGUACAAGCUCAGCCGGACUUCAUCCAAAAGUUUGGUCAGCUGCGAUCACCCAUCUCUUACUCAGAAACAUAACAGCCGAGAGUGCUUGUCCUUAAUCGGGAAGCCGAGUGGACUAUUGACCAUGUCUCGUUCCUGUGAAAUGUGCCGCACGGUGAAAAUAACAUGAAGCAAAUAUAAAAACUGCUCUACUAAAAUCUGAUAUAUGCAAAUGACCCACUUCAGUUGAGUGGGUUUCAGAAUGUGGAUGAUUUCUGAGUCUUUAGAGAGAGUCCCACAGGCUGCCAAAAGAGAUGUUGCAGGCAAUUAAUCUUACUGUUAGCUUUUAAAGUUGAACACUUGCCCCACACAUGCUUGCAAAGUAUGGAUCCUGUUAGUUAUUUUCAGCAUAUGCCAUCAGGGGGUUGUUUGGAAAGACCUUUUCUUUAGGCCCUUUUGCUUGUAAUCAAUAAGCAGAGUUGACAUUUGGAAAUGGCGUUAAACUGAAGUGAAUAAAACCAACAUGCAGAAAGUCAAUUACAAAAUAUACUGAGAGGUUGGCAUAGAGACAGGUCUGUUUUUUUUUUCAGUAACAAAGGCAUAAUGUAGAAAAUAUACAUUCUGUUUUUCUCUUGGGUUUUUCCUCUGAUAUAUUUUGUUCUUCAGUUGAUAAUGACUCUAUAAUUGUGUAUUAUUUUAGGUAAUCUGCUUGUCAUAAGGAAGAAAAAGUUGCUUUCUUUGUUUUGCAGAAUAGGAUUGUCAUGCCAUAUGGCAGUGGUACUCCUUGCCAGAGACACACAUCUAUCCUCAAAUCCAAUAAAUCAAGAAGGACUUUACCUCCCUCUCAGAGGUAUUUGCCUCCCAGACAUCAAGGAGUACAGCUGUCUUUCACAGUGCUUAUUUGGAGCAUUUCCUUCUUCAUGUUCCUGUCAGAAGCCAUCUACAGAAUAACAACAACUACAUCAUUUUCAGGUCAUUCUGAUACAUAUAUAGGAUUUUAAGACAGAAGGCUUUGCUGUUGAACAUUUCAAACUCUGCCUCAACUUUUUGUGAGACGGAAUGUUUUUUAUCUGUCUCUGAUUAGAAAAAUUUGAAUUACUUUGAAGACUAAGAAACUGUUUCCUGAAGCACAAUUUUUUUAUCGUUGCUUUUUAGUGAUUUCCUGAGCUGGAUGUCAUCUGGGAUGUGUGGGUGGGUUGAGCUAUGGUCCUAUGCUACUGAAGUGAAUCAGCCAAGUCUCAUUCCAAAGCAUUAAACAUAUGCUUUUCAGGAUUAAUUUUGGUCUAAGACACAAGGUAAUUCACAACAUUUGAGUUAAACAGAGGCAUACCUGUGGGUGCAUUUUAAUGUAAAUGCUGAAACACACUUGUUAUGUGUGAAAUAAUAAGAAACUUAAAUUAAAUCAGCCAAAAUGUUGGGGAGAGAAAUGUGGAUCUUCUCAAGGCUCAUAGUUGGGUACAAUUUAUGGAUGUCUGAAGGUGCCGCUUUAACCUGUUUAAAAUUAUAUGCUAGUAUAAAGACAAUGAGAAUGUCCAGCCAUCGAUGUGCAUAUCAUUCCUCUAACAAAGUAAAAGCCCGGAUCUCAGUUCCAUGGAAAGUGUGUGCAGAGAGCUGAAGAAAUGUCUGAUUCUGCUUCAAGGGAAGGGGCCUAAAUUCCAGCGAACUGUUGUGAGAAAUGUGUGAAAGGAUUCCCAAAGGAUACCUUGACACAAGUCAUACAAUUUAAAAGGCACUUCUAUUAAAUACUAAGAUGUAUGUAAUAGAAACAAGUUUGGUUAUUAUAACUGACCUAAAAAAAAGAAUGAGUUUAAUCUGAUUCAAUGUCUGACACAACAAAAUGUCUUUUUGUUAAGUGCUUAUAAAUAUUUGGUUUUAACUGUUUAUUGUGAGGGGUUACAGGCAACUGAUGAUGAGAAAUGGUAUUCAUUAUACAUGAUUUCCAGGUUUUUUAAAAUGACCCGAUCCUGCUACCUUCAGUUUAAAUAAACUGAAGCAUUAGAAAGGUUCACCCAGCCUUCCAUUUUUACCAGAAUCGCCCACCUUCACAAUAAUCAACUUUGCAAGCAGCAGACAAAAAACUAUUUAUUGAAUAAUAUGUUGACUCCUUGUACACUUUAUAGAGGUAGCAUAAAAACUGAACGCGAAUUUUUGAUACUUUAUGACAGAGGUGGCCAACUCCAGUCCUCAAGAGCAUGUGUCCUGCAUAUUUUAGAUGUUUACCUGCAACAACACAGCUGAAUUACCUUAUCAGAACAUCAUGGAGUUCUGCAGAGGCCUCUUAAUAAAUUGCUCAUUUGAUUCAGGUGUGUUGGACCAGGGGAACAUCUAAAGCAUGUACUGUUGCCUUUUAGUACAUGAGUGGGCCAACCCUGCUGUAUGACUAUCCUAAGUCUCAGCUUUAUACAAAAAUCGCUUCUAGAAAGCAUGAAAGUCCCUAAAUUACCCCGUUAAAAUAUUAGUUUCAAAGCCACAUAAAAAGUGAAUAAUUAUUAUUGGUUAAAUUGCAUUUUAAAUUAUGAAUCCUAUUCUACCCAGAAAUAAUUAAUUAUUUUCUUUCAUUUGGACAGUAAGUUGGAGCACUUGUAAGUUCUGUUUCCUUACAGCAAGAUGGUGCUUGGUUUGGAUCUGGCCUGAGCCUUACAUGAUCUUCCUGGGCAUGUGUGGGUUUUCUGUGGGAACCCCAACUCCCACCCAUUGUACAAAAAUAUACAUGUUAGUUUAAUUGCAUUUGUAUAUUAUUAUUUUAAGUGAGUGUAUGCAUAUCUGGUUGUCUGUUCUGUGUGCCUCCGUGUUGCCCAGUUAUGGACUGAUGACCUGCCAAUGGUCUACCCCGCUUCUCAGCCAAUGACAACUGGAAAAGAGCACCAACGAACCUGUAAGCAGUAAGCAGGUAUAAAAUAAUUAGUGGAUGAAUUUGUUUAUUUGGGAGGGAUGAUAUUUUUUAAUACAGACCUAAAUUCAUUUGUUAUUCUUCUUUAGCAUAUAGCAUCUUUAGUUGAGAUGUUAUAUUUAAGCAAGAAGUUACACUUUAUCUCAGCAGUAUUUUCAGUAACAUUUAACUAUUUACAACACUUUACGCAUUGUGGGUGCAGGUUUUUUAUUUUCUUGUUUGAUUAUCCAAGGAAAUUUCAGGAUAAACCAAAAGUAUAUAAAAAGAUUUUUUAAAACUGCUCUCAGGCAUAGCUCCAGCCAUCUUGGCAGGUGUUGACGUUAUGCAGAUAAAUGCAUCUAACCCUCCAGAACCAAAAGUCACACCGAUGGGCAUGCACGUCUCAGGAGACACCAACAGCAGCAUUUUUCAUCUAACUUUGCUUUCUUUGUCAGACAAGGUUUAAUAAAAAAAAGAAUGAAAGACAAAGAUUUGUUAGAGGGUCAAACAGUUUCAUCAUUUCAAAGUUAUCCAAGAAUCAGGAUGAUCUAACAUAUGAUUGAUAUAAAAGGAUUUGAAAGCUGUAAAUCAAAGUACUGAGAACCAGAGGGGCAACUGGAGGGAUUAUCCAAACAUCAGUAAUGCUGAUCCGCUGGCCAACUGAACUUUAUAUUAUUUGCUGUGUGAGUGAUUCGGAAAGCCUGCAUUAGGCAGCCCUUGAAGACCAGGCCAAUGAUUGCUGCCUUAUCGUUUCUUAUACAAACAGUGAAUAUAAGAUGAAAAUUGCUUUUUUAUUGUAAUACAUAUAAUAUGCACCAAAUUAAUUUUCUGUUUUGCAGGUGAAGUUUUUCUUGACAAUAUUUAGAUUCCCUAAUUUCAUACAUUUAUGAUAAAUGUCAGUGAGAUUCAUAUGAAGUCAAUUGUCCCAGUGUUUUUACUUUUGCUCACCUUUAAAUCAGUAAUUCAGAGAAAAUUCCUGUUUUCUUUUAAAAACAUACUAAUCUUGUCAUGAUAAUCACUGCUCUUACACGGAUCUGUCCCCUAUACCAGUGCACGAAAAUUGCAAGGCAUAAACACUCAGUUUGGAUCCGACUGAAGGUUUUUUGAGCCCAUCAAUAUUUUACAACCAAACAGAAGAGUUUCAAAUAUCCUCAAAUUUCCCCUUAGUGCUCUGGCUUUGCGCCAGGUAGUCUACACCAGAUUUCUCCUAAUGACGCCUGGUGUCAGAUUUAUUCCCCUCAGACGAAUGGGUGUAUUUAAAAUUCAUGACUGGUUGGCUAGAUGGUUGCUUAGUUGGAAUUUAAAAUGCUGGGGGUGAUAAAUGUAGCCUUGCUUAUGAGUUUCAACAAGAAUAAUCUUUGUCACGCACAGAUUGUUUAUGUUGUCAUUACAUCCGGGGAUAAGUAAUGGCAAUGGAUUGUUGUUCACUGUUGCAUGGAUGCAAAGAAAUAUUUUAAUUUCAACACACAACUCCAAACAGUACAAAUGAUUAUCUGUGGUUGUUAUUAUUGCCUUCAUUUAUGACGCUUGAGCACUGCGCUCAAUUUAGGCACAUCACUGUUCAUCACAUGGAAGAAAUGAGGGAAAGGAAGGUGGGAAAUGGAUGAAGUAAGUCAUUUGCUGUGACAGGUUCACACAAUGUCUAAUCCCUGUGUGACUGUACUGACUGGCUGCCUGUAAAAUCCAUUCUUGCUGUCAGUGCCCCUAUUGUCUCUAUCCUCUGCAUAUCCAUUGUCAUUGAUCAGUGUCAGCAGGACAGAUUCUGAUGGGGAUUCAAUGCUGGUGUGCCAUGCUGAAUGAGAUAUUUUAUAUAUUAUUUUGGUGGAAACAUUCAUGAAUUGCUAAACAGUUUGGGUUUCAAAGUUCAUAAAGGGUGUUACAUUCAGCAAACACUGACACCUCUUAUUUAUUCUUCUAAUUCAAAGGUUUUGUUGAUUUUAAUUAAAUAUUAUAGAAUAUCAACCCUUCACAAAAAGAACCUGAAUGGGUUCUACCUCUAAAGUCCAAUCUGGACUUUAAAUUUCACUUUUUUCUCCACUGCAUGAGGCUUUUCAUAAAUAAGACAGACUUUGAAUUGCAGUAUGACUUAACUUACUGACACCUACGCUCAGGUAAUAGUUUAAUAUUAGCCAAGAUCUACAUACACUAAUUGAUAUUCUGUUAAAUGAAAAAAAGUAUGAGUAUUUUCACAUAAAAAUGCUAUUGAGAAAUGUCUUUAGAU
This is a messenger RNA of Girardinichthys multiradiatus, 6329 nucleotides long. It is a transcript of the gene epm2a, whose product is annotated as EPM2A glucan phosphatase, laforin. The record is from RefSeq and is a predicted model, not a curated record. Gene Ontology annotation, biological process: protein dephosphorylation. Gene Ontology annotation, molecular function: carbohydrate phosphatase activity; starch binding; protein tyrosine phosphatase activity. Bases 385 to 1335 code for a protein of 316 amino acids. Gene Ontology annotation, cellular component: nucleus; cytoplasm. The transcript has 4 exons. NCBI's taxonomy places the organism in Eukaryota, Metazoa, Chordata, Actinopteri, Cyprinodontiformes, Goodeidae.